This is a messenger RNA of Anopheles marshallii, 1035 nucleotides long. RefSeq names its product epoxide hydrolase 3-like. The annotation marks the transcript as partial. The record is from RefSeq and is a predicted model, not a curated record. Lineage: Eukaryota; Metazoa; Arthropoda; Insecta; Diptera; Culicidae. The transcript is spliced from 5 exons. Gene Ontology annotation, molecular function: hydrolase activity.
CAUAUCCGCACGAUGGUCCAGUACUACAUCCGGGAGUCGAUACAGUUCGUUGUGUCGUACGCGCUCUGUGCGUUCUACAGUUUGCGCGUGCUGUUCGGCAUACUGGUGCUGUUCGUGACGAAACCGCACACGAAAUUUUGGAUCACAAAGGAGCGGCCGGUACCGCCCGAUUGUUUGAAGAACCACGACUACGGUGUGGACAAGUACCAGAAUGCGAAUGGCAUCAGAAUCCAUUACGUGGAAAAGGGAGAUCGUUCCAAGCCGCUCAUGGUGUUUGUGCACGGGUUUCCCGAAUUCUGGUACUCGUGGCGCCAUCAGCUGAAGGAGUUCUCCAAGGACUACUGGGUUGUGGCGUUGGAUAUGCGUGGGUACGGUGAUACGGAAAAACCUCAGUACCGCUAUGCAUAUCGUAUCGACAACAUGACAGAGGACAUACGGUGCCUGGUGCGUGCCUUAGGACGCCAAAAGUUUACUCUCGUUGCGCACGAUUGGGGCGCAGUGAUCGGAUGGCACUUUAUAACGAAGCACAUGGACAUGAUAGACCGAUACAUCAUGAUGGAUGCUCCAUCGCAGAAAAUAGCGCGUAAGCUUUUCUCCAGCAGCAAAACACAGUUCAAGAUGUCUUGGUACAUCUUCUUUUACCAAAUGCCAUGGCUACCGGAGUUCUUCGUGCGGCUUGGGGACUUCCAAAUCUUCAAAAUCAUAUUCAGCCAGCACGGUGGCCCCGAAGUGGUCGAAGCAUUUAAAUAUACCUUCUCCAAACCGAACGGUAUGACGUACCCGAUCAACUACUACCGUGAGAAUUUCCGGUUCUUCACGCGGAAGCUGACGCCGCCCAGGCCGAAAACGUUUGCCCGGGGACUGUAUCUGCUGGGCGAAAACGAUCUCUACAUCUCGAAGGAAACGGGCCCGCUCAUGCAGCAGGAGUUUGAGAAUCUUGAGUUCCGCAUCGUGCCCGGUGUCGAUCACUUCCUGCAGCAGCACAAACCCGAGGUGGUUAAUCAGUAUAUGCGAGAGUUCUUGUCCAAGAACUAG